This is a messenger RNA of Hydra vulgaris (swiftwater hydra), 3514 nucleotides long. The record is from RefSeq and is a predicted model, not a curated record. Lineage: Eukaryota; Metazoa; Cnidaria; Hydrozoa; Anthoathecata; Hydridae.
GUUUGUACAUGCCACUAGUAAAAUGGCGACUGGAUGUGGUGAUGGUGCAGAGAAUUGCAGUCCUCGUGAUCCCGUCAGAUCAUGGUUUUUAAAAAUACACGAUACAAUAUCUAUGGCAGUUGCGUCAAGGCCUAAUGUUGAUAAAAAAUCAUUUGAAAGAGCAUGGAGGGAAAUCGAAAAAGUUGGAAAACUAUGUCAAAAUCCCAAACUAACUUUAAAAAACAGUCCGCCAUUUAUGUUAGAUAUUUUACCAGAUACAUUUAAUCAUUUAAAAACAAUUUAUCAUCAUUAUGAAGAUAAAAUUCAUGUUUUAAAUGAGUUUGAAUAUUUUAAAAUAUAUCUUGUAAAUCUUGAUUGUAAAUGCAAGCUUGUUAUAAAACUUUUUAGAGACAGUCGUGAUAAAAUAUUUGACGAACGUGAUAAUUCACGUAGAAAACUAACAAAACUGAGUCUUAUAUUUAGCCACAUGCUUGCAGAUUUAAAAGCAAUGUUUCCAAACGGUGUUUACAUUGGUAAUAAAUUCAAAAUAACUAAGGCAGAUGCAGCAGAGUUUUGGAACAAAGCAUUUGGAAGCAAAACAAUUGUGUCAUGGAAAACAUUUCGUGAACAUUUACAAGAAGUUCAUCCGAUAUCUUCAAAUAUAGAAGCAAUAGCCUUAAAAACCACAAUUGAUUUUGUUGUCAAUGAGCAUGUUUCAAUAUUUGAAUUUGAUGUGUUUACUCGUCUUUUUGCCCCGUGGUUUAGUAUAAUUCAAAACUGGAAUUUAUUAGCUGUCACUCAUCCUGGAUAUUUAGCAUUUUUAACAUAUGAUGAAGUUAAAGAGUCUCUUUCAAAGUUUAUGCAAAAGCCUGGCAGCUAUAUUUUUCGAUUAUCGUGUACACGUUUGGGGCAAUGGGCUAUUGGCUAUGUCACUCCUGAUGGCACAAUUUUGCAAACUAUUCCACAACACAAAACAUUAAUGCAAGCUUUAGUUGACGGUGCACGUGAUGGGUUUUAUUUGUAUCCAAAUGGCAAUGACACUAAUCCUGAUCUGCAACCUUUUUUGGUUGAAGCAGCUGAACAACAUAUUCAAGUAACAGAAGAGCAAUAUGAAAUAUAUGUUGAGAUGGGUUCAACUUUUCAACUUUGCAAGAUUUGUGCUGAAAAUGACAAGGAUACCAAAAUUGAACCUUGUGGACAUCUAGUCUGCCACCUGUGCCUCCAACACUGGCAGGAAGGAGGACAAGGUUGCCCUUUUUGUCGUUCUGAUAUCAAAGGAAUAGAAAGUGUUGUUAUUGAUGCUUAUGCCCCUCGAUUUAAACAGCAACAAUCAAUGUUAGAACAAAAUUCACUUCCAAAACACACAAAUCAAACAAGUUUCAAACCAGUUAAUGAGACAGACCAAAACCAAAAUGAUAAAAAAUUUAUCAAUGAUUGUGACAAUAAAACUAAUGAGACGGGUACAACCACUCAUCGUCAGGCUGCCAGUUCUGCUACAUCUCAAUCAUCAUUGUUUUCACACACCAAUAAAAAUGAUGUGUUAAAAAACCACAAUGUAGUUGGAGCUCAUGCCACUGAUAAAGUGUUGUUUUUGGGAUCAUUUAAAAACUCUUCGAAUUCUUCUACUAACAAUCCUCCUGUGAUAUUGAGUCCUCCUCCUGUUCCAGAUAGAGCUCCUACAUUCGAAAAAAUAUGGUCUAAGGCUGCAACGCCUAAGGGUAGUCCUCGUUGUUCCCCGCAUCAUUCACCCAAUAUGUCACCCAAUAUGUCACCUCAUAGCUCUCCUAAGUCUAAAAAAAAAAAUUUGUUAGAUUCAACUGCUGAUGCCUACCCUAGAAAGCCUAAACCGUAUGAUGGAAAUUUAUCAUCAGUAAAAAAUUUGCAUUCGGUUGAAACUGAAAUUCCACCAGUUCCAAUGAGAAAGAAAGAACUACUUUCUCAGCCUGAUACGGUUCCUCCAAAAUCAACAAAUCGUCAUUCUUUCACAGAGAACGAUAAAAUUAAGUGGAAUGAAUCUAAUUUGAAACAAACUUCGCCUCUUAGACGAGCUAAAUCAGACGAUGCUCUUGAUCGCUCAACUGAAUUUGAUAAUGUGGAGCCAAUACCAGCAUCUAGUUAUGAUCCAGAAUUGAAUAUUAAACAGUAUGACUCUAUUUUUAACCCAGAUCCUUUUCUUUUUCCAAAGUCAAAUUCCUUUAUGACAUCUAAUAAACCGUUGCAUUCGUCGUUAGAAUCACGUCAAGAUGAAGAGCAUGUUAUUUCCGAAUCCCCAACAUUUACCUCCAGUGAAGAAGCUUUAGACGUUUCUCAAUUACGAACUUUAGAACCAGCAUCUAGGACACAUGAUAAAAAACAUCAAAGAAGCAUAAGCGAUAGUGAAGCCUCGUCAAAAAAGUUAUCGUUUCAAAAAAGUGAAGGGGAAACGUCAGUAAGAAAGUUCUCAGAAAAUCCUUUUCACGAGAAUACUUCAAAAGUAGUGGCAAAGGAUCCCUCUUUAACAAUUUAUGGGUGUUCUAGUGAUGAUUUCUUAGACGCUUUAAAUGAAUCAAUAAAAUCAAAAGAAACAUCUACUUGGCGUAGCGAUGUUUCUCAUUGUAACAAUACAUUAAAUGAAGCGGAUAAAGGAUAUAAAGAAAUUUUAGGAGAUAAUGACCUUUAUAAUCUAAACGCAAAACCAUCAAACGUCACAGUUCCAAGUGCUUCAACAUUGAAUUCUGGUGCUAAUGAACAAUCUCCUUGUUUCUCUCAAAUAAAACGAAUUACCGAUACUACUGAUUCAGAUACUUCCAUAGCGACUAAUAAAUUACUACCGCCUGUUCCUCCUCACCGUAAAGAGAACGUUGGUGAAGAAUUUCAUACUUCUGCUGACAAUGAGUUCCUAACUAAUACUCACAGCACAGAGGAUAACUUCCAAUCUCUAAUUUUACAAGGUUAUUCGCCAAAAGCAAUUAAAAAAGCUUUAAUGAUAUCAGACAAUAAUUAUAAAAUUGCGAGGAAUAUUUUAAAAGAAUUUGCUCCUGUAAAAAAAAACUAACUUAGUUAUGUUAUUUAAAGAAUUAGACGCUAAAAUAAUUGUAAAUUUUCUCAAUCAGUUCCAUAAUUUUUACUUAGAUAACGCAACAUUAUCGGAAAACCUUGUGACUGGUUAAUUCCGCAAAUUUGUAAUUUUUUGUUAAUUAUGUGAAUUUAUAUUUUUUAUAGUUCAAAAUAAUGAUUCCAAAAAAAUGGAAAAAUGUAAUAUGAAUGUCUUUCUAAGGAUCUUUUUAUUUAUUGAAGAUUAAUUUGAUACUCGUUAAAAUUUCUAUAACAAAUUAAAUAUUCUCUUCAGUAUUUUUGUUUAAUUUCUAGAGGUUUUGUAAAUGAAAAAUCUAUUUAAUUUUUUUAUGUGUAUAUUUACGUCAUCUAAUCAAAUUCGUGGAUUUUGUUUUUUAACUUGUGUCUUACGUGUAUAUUUAUAAAUAUCGAGUUAAACUCGUGUACCAAGAUCGCUGAUUUGAUUUAGUUAAAAACAGUUACAGCAUACUGGUAAUUGAAA